GGCCCCAGAACUAGAAGAAGAAUUCCAAGCUUAGCCCAAGGGCCGAGUGAGUCUGUUAACCGCUCAUUCGUGGGAACCUGUUGCCGCCUUUUCUCUUCGAUUCAAACGUUCAAAAUCUACCUGUCCUUCUCGUGAGACACCCCUUCUUCGAUCUACACUCUCGCUGUUCCAGGCGUUUCAAAUUUUUUAGACUUUCUUAUCCCAAAUCACCUUCUAACUCCUUUCAAUGGAUCCCAAUUCGACCCCAUUUCCAGGCAAAUCAAAUCCUUUAAAACCAAAAACUAGCAGGAAAAGUUCUGUAGUUCCAAAGACUGUUGCCAAUGCACUUCCAAUUUCCAGGCAGAGGAGGGUGUUUGGAACGGUUCGCAAUGGAAACUUAUCAGCAAAAACUGCAACCCAGGAACAUAUUAUCACACCCUCAAGUGGUUUCGCUGAAAAGCAAACGAAAUCGACCCAAAACACUCCGAAACCUAUGCGUUCUGCCACGGUGGAGAAGAAGUCCCCUGCCAUUAUCAAACCCUCAAGUGAAUUCGCUGAAAAGCAACCUAAAUCGACCCAAACCACUCCACAACCUGCGGAAACUGCCACGGUGGAGAAGAAAUCCCCUGCCACUAUCAAACCCUCCACUGGUUUCGGGGAAAAGCAAAUUAAUUCGAUCCAAAACUCUACGCAACCUGCGGAUACUGCCGCGGUGGACAAGAAGUCCCCUGCCAUCGUCAAAACCUCAAGUGGUUUAGCGGAAAAGCAACCUAUAUUGACCCAGAACACUACGCAACCUGAGGACACUGCCGCGGUGGAAAAGAAGUCUCCUACCAUUAGCAAAACCUCAAGUGGUUUCGCUGAAAAGCAACCUGUAUCUACCCAAAACACUCAACAACCUGCGGUCACUGUCGCGGUGGAGAAGAAGUCUCCUGCCAUUAACAAAACCUCAAGUGGUUUCUCUGAAAAGCAACCUAAAUCGACCCAAAACACUCCACAACCUGUGGAAACUGCCGCGGUGAAGAAGAAGUCCCCUGCCAUUAUCAAAUCCUCAAGUGGUUUCAUUGAAAAGCAACCUACUUCGACCCAAAACAGUCCGCAACUGGCAGGCAAUGCCGCAGUGGAGAAGAAAUCUCCGGAAAAGGCAAGACCCAGAUUGAAGAAGAAGAUCGUUUCCUUUCCGGACCACGUUGAAGAAAAAGCCGCAAACGCUGUGGGGGCAGAAAACUCUGUUGCGCCGCGGACUCCAGUGGCGUCGGCUUCUUUAACUAAGCCAAAAAUCCCAGGCACGCCGUACCACAGUGCUGAGAAUUGCAGCAAGUGCCGAUUCGAUAGGCUGGAGACUUCGUCCUACUGGCUUAAUCAGAUCAAGUUGUCGGAGUCCGUCGGGAAGCAUUUCGUGUCUGCUGCUUUCUUUCGCCUUGCCUUUGAAUCCAAAGCCGAGCCUUUGAGGAACCUCCGUGUUGAGCUGAAGAGGUAUUUGGCACGCCAUGGGUGCCUAUCUGAGCAGACAGAGUGGAGAGUAGUUUCUGAUAGCUAUGGAUUACCCAAGCAUGGAAGCAACACAGGAGGGGUGGAUUCUGGUAUGGAACAAUACCGGAUGUCCGGCACCGCUGAGACAAAUGGUGAUGAAGGUGAGAUGCAGGGACAGACAGAUCAAGGAACAUCUUCUUGAAGAGCCUCGCUCAUACAAGAACAAACUAAAUCUGUCACUUUGGUUUCAUAUUGUACCAGAUGCUCACCACUCAUCUAGACUCUUCAUUAGACCUUAAAUUAUGUUGAAUUGAUGAGAAAUAUUGUAUAGUAUAUUGGGACAAUACAGAGUUCAAAAGCUUAAGCUAAUAGCUAGGUCUGGGUCCUAUUGUGCUGUUUUAUAAAUUUAUAAACACUUGAAAUGACUCUUUCAUUUGCAUGCGAGCA
Molecule: messenger RNA, 1899 nt
Organism: Carya illinoinensis
Lineage: Eukaryota; Viridiplantae; Streptophyta; Magnoliopsida; Fagales; Juglandaceae
Product: neurofilament heavy polypeptide-like
Exons: 4
Coding region: 227-1654 (475 amino acids)
Source: RefSeq, a predicted model, not a curated record